This is a messenger RNA of Eriocheir sinensis (Chinese mitten crab), 2531 nucleotides long. RefSeq names its product sterile alpha motif domain-containing protein 1-like. Lineage: Eukaryota; Metazoa; Arthropoda; Malacostraca; Decapoda; Varunidae. Gene Ontology annotation, molecular function: sequence-specific DNA binding; DNA-binding transcription factor activity; zinc ion binding. Bases 753 to 2432 code for a protein of 559 amino acids. Gene Ontology annotation, biological process: regulation of DNA-templated transcription. The transcript has 5 exons. The record is from RefSeq and is a predicted model, not a curated record.
CAAAGACGAAUCGGAGAGGAAUGACGAGGAGGGAGUGACUAUGGUGGAGGCGCCGCCACCCCCGCCGCCCGCGCCGCCCGCACCCACUCACCGCGACGCCCGGCACUGCUGAGGGGCGGCACGCUGCCCACCGCCCACGCCGCCACACGCUGCCGCCUCCCACGCCACGCCCAAACCUCUCGCCGAAGGCCCAGGCCACCCCCGGGCGCUGGCCGCCCAGGCGGGCGGGGGUGCCACGGACUGCCCCGGGCGCGGCUGGCACCGCACGCAGGCACGGUGCCGGGCCUCCCCCAGCAGCCAGGCGUGGCCGCGGCGGCGCAGGACGCAGUGAAGUGACGGACGCGACGACGAGCGACGAGGCGGCGCUGCGGCGGAACGACGCAGGAGCCGAGGCGCGGCCCGCGGGAGGCGGCGCCCGGCCCAGCGGCCCCUGCUGGCCUGUGCUGCCCUGCUGCUGCCCUGUGCUGCCCACGGCGGCGGCACCGUCCAGGACACCACCGUGUGCAGGAGCCUCGGCGACACGCACCGACACACACGCCAAACACUGCCGCGACGCACGCACACGGCCGCGACGCGCGCCACACACCAACACACACACACACACACACACACACACACGUGUCUCGCCCUCCCCUGCAUUGAGGCACGAGGGCCGCGGCCUGUGCCCGAGGCCCGCCGUGCCGCGAAGCGUGUGCUGUGCAUGACUCUGUGUUGGUGUGCGUGGCGCGGCGGCCCCCAGCGCCCCCGCGGCUAUGAUAGCAUCUGACGCCUUCACCGUGGCCACGAUGAACCAGCUGUGCAAGGUGUGUGGGGAGCCGGCCGCGGGGUUCCACUUCGGGGCCUUCACCUGCGAGGGAUGCAAGUCGUUCUUCGGGCGCACGUACAACAACCUGUCACAAGUGCACGAGUGUAAGAACGGCGGCCAGUGCGUCAUCAACAAGCAGAACAGAACCUCGUGCAAGGCUUGCCGCCUCAGGAAGUGUCUCAUGGUGGGCAUGUCCAAGACGGGAUCCAGGUAUGGCCGACGCUCCAACUGGUUUAAGAUCCACUGCCUGCUACAGGAGCAGGCCGCCUUCAACGGCCAGCCGGCCACCAGCCUGCGGCCGCCCAUCACGCCCACGCUGCAGGACGGCUCGCUGCCCUACGUGGCGGGCCGCCUGCGGGACGCCAUGGGCCACGAGGCGCCGCUGAGGCCACCCGCGCCGCCGCCCCACGACCUGCCCGCCGCGCUGUCCACGCUGACGGCCGCCACGCACCUCCAGCAGCGGGAGGGCGGCGGUGGCCCCGAGAUGGAUGGUCGCCGCGAGCAGCUGCUGGCGGCGCUGCGUCAGUGCCACGCCCUGGAGGCCCCGCGUCACGCCGCGGACCUGGACCUACGGCGACCCGUGGACCUGGAGGCGCUGCGCCGCCACCUGGAGCCCGAGGGGGAGCGCGCGGCGCCGCUGGCCCUGCUGGAGUGGGAGCGGCGCCUGCGGGAGGCGGCGCGACGCGGCGCGCACCACCACGGCCUGGAGCGGAAGGCGCCGCCGAUGGAGGCCAAGGCGCCGCCCGCCGCCUCGCCCGACAUGGACGCCGCCUCCGCACCCGCCAAGGACGACUUCGAGCGGCAGUGCGGCGGCGGCGGCGGCGGCGGCGGGGGACGAAGCUCCCCAGGCACCUGCGGCCUCAUGACGGAGGAGGAGCGGCUCAACUUCUUGAAGGCGGUGGCGAGCCCCGCCCCCCCGCAGCCGCCCGUGACCUGCGGGGUGCGGGCGCCGCCCCCCCACGACCUGCUGACGUACUCGUCCCUCAACAACAACCUGUUCCCCUUCGCGCCGUGCCCGCCGCUCUGGUCCUCCGUCCUCCCCUUCCCGCCCCUCGCCAAGUUCGACCCGCCCCUGCCCGCCCCCGCUCCCCCCACGCCCCCCGCCCUGAAGCCCGCGGUGUUCGGCGCCCCCGAGGUGUCGCGCGCCGCCUCGCCGCAGCGCCUGGCCCAGGAGGACGCAGCCACCAAGAAGCGCUUCCUGGACGCCGUGCUGCAGGUGCAGCGCCGCAGUCAGACGCCCUCGCCGCGCCAUGACGCCGCGCCCGCCGCCGUGCGCCCUCCCCACAGCGCCCACGCCUCGCCGCCCGCCGCCCAGGCCGCGCCGCACGACCAGCCCAUCGACCUCACCGUGAGGCGGAAGCGCAAGAUGGACAAGAGCGAGAUCCAGUACCACCCCGGCGACGACAAGUGGCUGCGGGGCGGCGAGGACGACGACGACGACGACGACGAGGAUGAUGAGGUGGAGGAGAUCCUGGAGGACGAGGACGAGGAGGAGGAGGUGGAGGAGGAGGACGAGGCGGUGGAGGAGGUGGUGGAGGAGGAGGGCAAGGCGGAGAGCGAGGGUCAGGUGGAGGUGCCCGUGAAGCUGCUCAAGCUGGACGCCGCGGGGGGGACGGUCAUGGUGUGAGGAGGAGGAGGAGGAGGAGGAGGAGGAGGAAGGAAGAGGGAAGAAGGAAGGAGCAUAAUAAUUAGUCAAGAAAGUGCCAUGAGGGGGGGCGGGGGGGGG